CUCACACCUGGUUGACAGCGGAAAGAGGGCGAGAUGGGCUGUCAAAACGCCAAGUCGUCCCAAAAGGAGGAUUGUGAAGACGAAAAGGAACUCGGGGAUUUCCUCACCGUGGAGGAGAUCGAGGUCAUUCGUCAUACGUGGGCGAUCGUCAAACAGGACAUCCCGGGUACAGGGAUGUUCAUGUUCACACGACUGUUUGAGCUGCAGAGUGACUUCAAGAAGUUCUUUAAGCGAAUGAUGACACAGACAGAAACAGGAGAAUACGACUUCGACCGCAACAAGCUUGGUAACCAUGCCAACGUCGUCAUGACGGCCCUCGACAAGGCGGUGGACAGUUUGGACGACUCCUCGUUCCUGUCGAAGGGUCUGGCCGAGCUGGGGGAGCGCCACAAGAUGUACAACGUCAAGUCAGAAAUGAUACCAUACAUGUGGCCGGCAGUGCGAGACGCCCUGAAGAAGGCGCUGGCCGAGGACUUCACGGUGGAGGCUGAGUUGGCCUGGAAACACGUCUUCGACUACAUCGUCUCCAAGAUGGCGCAGGGAAUCAACAGUGGCUCGGGAUCCCCCACCAAGACCUCCACUCCCAAGAACAUCUCCCCGCUCCAUGACAGUGGGGCCAAUGGAAUCCCUCCCUAGCAAAGAUGAAGGCCUUACCUUACGAAUGCCUGGAGUUGUCGGAACCAUUGGCUAUGCUUUCUUGUUGUCCCCACGGAUACCGAAUCUGCAAAAAGACAUCAACUGACAAGAUUUCAGUCCCUUUCUGUGGUCCUCAUCGUCGACAGCGUUAUCAGUGUCACGUGGGAUCCGUAUUGAUUGCAUAGCCUGGCAUCUGCUGAUUAGGUUUGCUAAUGGACUAGAAAAAAAAGACAGCCCGAGAGUAGGAUUUCUCUAAAGGAAAUGCAAUACGUUUCUGAAUUUCUUCACACCUGCCGCACUUCAGGUGAGCUUAAUUUUUGAAGGAAGGAACGCUGAAAGAGGAGGAAUUGUUGGAGGGAACUCUGAAAGUCAUCCUGCGUGUUAAAAAAAAAUGUCAUGUCUAACAUCUGUCAUUCUUUGUGACUGACACUGCAGUGACAGAUGCUUCUCAUCUAGAACAUGAGAUGGUAAAUGACACAUUUAGUCUCGCAGUCGUGACUUGCCAAAUGUGUCUUGCGAGUCACUACUGACACUUGCUUGCCAAGUGUCGUGCGGCGGAUGGAAGAGACCAGGCAAGUGUCAUUUACAAACUUCUAUAAGUGCUGGCAGGUGUAGGUAAAUGUGUCACAGAGUAUCUACACAGGGCAUUACUGACACUAUAGGCAAGUGUGUCUGCGACCUCCAUGACAGUCUCAAGCCAGACACUUUCAUACUCUGUUAUCCUUGAUCGUCACAUCAUCACAUCUAUUCUCAUUAUGCCUUAAGUUUUGUUUAUCAGCACCAUUAGAAGCUGGAAGUAAUGGUACAGCAAAGCACACAUGUGUCGCGGUUUAAAUUCCGACUGACUUUCAACAAUGUAAAACCGACUUGUGUCAUCGUCUGGCGACGAGGUGUGAUUGGUAGAUGAUAGCAGCAGCUGUGAUUUAAUAAGGGCACCCUGUGAAGCAGAAGAUUAGAUGACCAGGAGGGUCUGUGACAUUCUUGAAGUCUUCCUGCCCAUGUGCAAUUAAGUAAUUUUUUUGGGAGAGACGAGACAGAAGUUUUUGUCUUAAUCACAGCCGUGCUUUUGAUUGCUCGCACCUGAGCGGCUCGCCUCUGUCCAGCUCACCUGUAACCGUCAUUGUCUCAUGGUACGCACUCGUUUCGCGCGCCGUCCGAUCAGUCAGUCCGCUGACCGCUGGUCGUAGGUCUAGCGCCGCACCCCGGGUAUGUCGAACAGCCCUUGCUGGACAGCUGACUACUUUUGAUGUGCGGCUGCCUUCCGCCUCCGCCAUCUCCUAUACAUCCCAGCCACUACCCGCAUCCCUCUGUUUCAGAACAAGAAGCCACCCUGUCACCUGAACAUGUUCACCCACCGCUCUAUAGGCCAGUUUCAGUUCGUAUAGUGUUUGUCUACCGAGACUAAGGAGAAUACUGGAACAGGAAGCACGAGACACCAUCUUGGUUGAGCAGCUAAUGAUUGUGCAAUGAAACCACCGUUCUGAUAUUCCAGACUAUUAUUUCAAAUUUAAAAACACAGAAGAGAUUUGACAUACUAUAGAAAAAAAAUUAAUCAACAGGUUCAUCGCGUACUUCUAGACUAGAGAGCUGGACCACCAAGAUGGCGCCUGAUGACGUUAUGACCCUUUCAAUAAAUAAUAACUCUGUAGUAUUAUUAUUAUUAUAAAGUUAAUUUAUAGGGCGCUUUAUAUCCACUAUCAAAGGUUAACUCAAAGAGCUUGACAAAAAAUAAAAACAAUAAUAUAUAUAUAUACGGACACACACAACAAAACAUGUAAACGUCGUGUCUAUAGAAAUCCACAUGGCAAGAUGAAGGAUGUGUGGUUCGUAUUUGCUCGAUCCACUUGAAGAACUGUAAGCGAAAAGAUGUUUUCUCACAACACGUACAGACUCCUCGCUGAUAGCUAGCAGGUUAUUUUUGCUUUGGUUGUAUUGGCCUUUUCCGACAUUUCUACCACACAUACUCGCUUCGUGUUAUUUUGAGGGUGUGUAAGCUGUCUGCCCUUAAAAGCUGCACGCCGAAAGAAGAUCCAGAUGUGAGACAACCUUCUAAGACAUAGCUAGAGAGGGUCUGAACUGCUCGAGUUAAAAGACAUGAUCGGUAUUGAGGGUGUGUCUUGUGUUUCAUUCUAUCGACACGUGUGGAUCUCAUUUUCUCUCGUAAAGACGUUCACGGCACCACAUGCUGAAGAUGAUGCAUCUCUAGUGUAACUAAAUGUGUUGCUUGCAAAUAUCCGUUUUUCUUCCUCUUCCCCCGCUCCAUCUUGACAGUGUGUACUCUGCGGGACCUGUUUCUUGCCAUGCAGCACUGUCAUCUGUAUCAUGGUAUGUGUGUAGCCCACUUCACUGAGCACUGCUCACGCUUGCAGUAUUAUGACAAGAGCAUGAUCAGACUGCUUUUUCAUGUCACAAGUGUUUCUAUAAAUGAACUGGUGCGUGCAUCACUAAAGGCACGACUUAUCAAUUCUGAUAAUCUUGUACAAAACAUUGACAUCAUGCAUUGUGCACUUUCUUUCAAUUGUGCUUUAUUCUGAAGUGGGAGACUGUAAGGUUGACGGUACCCUUGCGGUGCAUGAUGGUCUGCUCACCCACAGGCAGGCAUAUACAUACGUGAAAUGUACUCGCAUAUCAAAUGUAAUUUCACAUUAACAGGAGUAUGGAGUGUGAUAUUUGACUAUUUUGCAUAUAUACUAAUAGCUUUGAAAUGACUGCAUGAUGUUUUUCAUUAACCUUUUUCACACACACACAAAAAGAAGGCAUCGGUCUAGGCUCUGAAAUUCAAAACGUUUGAUGGUACAGGAGUACCUCGGCACUCGACCAUCGUGCUAGAAAAUUGCCCGAGACUUUAAGCAUACCUAGGCGAUUAUUGCAGAAACAAUAAAGGGAGAAGAGAUAAUUUUAUUGUGCGUAGAUUUCAAGCAGUAAACACCCGUCCUGGUGCUGUUUUCACCCUCUCGUGUGUAUUUUUUUUAACCUGUAUAUAUAUAUAUACACACGUAUAUACAGGGUCAUCACAAAACAAAAAAGUUGUCGACACUUGAACUGAUAGGCACUCGACCGAACUUUCCAAAUUAUGGUCGAGUGUUGAUCGAAAUACCAGUAUUUUUUCCGAGUCUCAAUUAUAUAGCUAUAGCAUAUUUUACAUCAUAACUUUGGUUAUACGUGGAAAUACUGACGUUACAGACAAAGUAUAAAACAAAAUGUUUUUAUACGGCUGAAAAUUUCCAGUAGGAAAACGCAAGGUGCCUCAUUGUGUCAAACAAGGGAGCUAACUCCUUUACGUGGUCAUUUGCUCUGAGUUGUCUGAUGCGAAUUAUCUCCCUUUUUAUUUUACUUGGAAAGUAUGAUAAAACAUUGCCUAAGGUUCACCUUGUUUCAUCGGUAUAUCCUUUACACUUGUAAAUAUUAUGCUCACUUGUGUUGAAAAUGUUAUCAUCUCAUUUAUCUUUUAGGUGUUUCUUUUCAAGUGCAUUGGUAUUUCACUCAGUAUUCACAUGGCAAGAGACAAGAGCUUGAUCUCGUCACAUCUUGACAAGGCAUCAAGUUAACAUUAUAUAGAACAGUGAAUCAACGUAAAUAAGAGAUUGAUGAAGGUGUGACUCUGAGACCAUCUGAACCAGAUACUCGAUAUCAGGUGGGGUGGAUGAAAGUGCAAAGCCAAGAAAGACAACAGCAACACUACCAACCAAAGCAAAUCUAUCAGAAAUGAUGUUUCCCCUCUGCUUUAAAAACCUGAUCAUCUUCCUCUAUGCAUCCAAGUCCCUGACUGGACUUUUAAGAAUGUAAGCUAUAAAAAUAGGAAACAAAAGAAAGAUCCUUCUUUAACAAAAACUUUAACACCUACGAAUAUUUUUUUUUAAAUCAAGCAAAUACCUCAAUCGUAAGGUAUGCAGUAUUUAAAAAUGUAACACAAAAGAGAGUAUAGGCCAGGAGAUAACAGAGCUGGACAAAAGAGAGGACAGUGUCCAUGAGUGAAAAUCUGACAUUCGGCAGAUCUCAUAUAAUGGCAAGUGUUGAAAGAUUAUAACAAGUCCACUAACCCCACAUCUAAAAAAAUGAAAGUAAUGAUUAUCAUGAUUUAUCAUUUCAUUGUUACAUCAGAAACAAAGGUCAUUUACUGCUUUCCUAUUAAAAUCUUUCCAAAAAUGUCUUUUUUGUAUUAAAAAUGUGUGUUCAUUGAAAAAAA
This is a messenger RNA of Pomacea canaliculata, 4822 nucleotides long. RefSeq names its product neuroglobin-like. The record is from RefSeq and is a predicted model, not a curated record. Gene Ontology annotation, molecular function: oxygen binding; heme binding. Lineage: Eukaryota; Metazoa; Mollusca; Gastropoda; Architaenioglossa; Ampullariidae. The transcript has 4 exons. The coding region runs from base 34 to 636 and encodes 200 amino acids.